UGUAAGCCGAGGCACGUCAGUGAUAGUAAGUGAUUGAUCGCUGAAAACGAUUAAGGUUUUGAGACCAUCAAGUGGCUUUCUGCGGUAUAAUUUUCCAGUUAAACAGAAUGCGGGCUUUCUGUCCUGUUACAUUUUUUCAAGUGGAACGAGUUCACGAGCUAUAACCAGAUUCAGCGGGCAUAAACACAAUGACAGUGGUAAGGUGGCCGUAAAGUGAUGAGCAUCCUUAACAACGAAAGUAACGAAAUCGUGGUUGGCUGACAGCACUUGCCGGCCAAUGCCCGUCAGUGACACAGUUCCCGUACUUCCUGCUUGUAUGUAUCAUUUGCCACAAUAAUUCCGCCUGUUUAUUCUUUGAAUGCUCCAUUGAGUCAUAGCCGAUAGCCAAUAUGUUGUGGCACAGGCUUGUAUGCCAAAGUCUUCCUUAUUGCCAAUCGCCCCAUGUUGCUCACGUAUUGUAUAAAACUACCAGUCGUCUCAAAGCCAACCAACAGUCACCUGGACAAGCUCCAUCAGAAAUAAGCCUAAUGCUGCUCCAGUGUUGUCGUGCGUUUGUGCUGGUUUCGUCGCUGCUGGUCGUCGUCACCGCAGUCGAACCCGAUACAGGUGUGCGUUUACCUCGUCAUUUAAUUCCUCGUCAUUACACUGUUAGAUUGUUGCCGCACGUCCUGGACGAGAAAGAAAAUGCCACUCUGGACGGCUCUGUACAAAUCGACGUCCUUUGCAUCCAAGAUACUCCACAAAUUUUCCUGCAUGCUGUCGGCAUUCGAGUGAAUCUGGAAUCCAUCAAAAUCUACGACCGAGGGUCCAAAGAGCGUUUUCCUGUCCAGAACAUCACAGAGGAUGUUGAGAACCAGUUUGUUAUUCUUCACCUAAGACGAAAGUAUCUCGUCAAGGGAGCCAAUUAUGUGUUGGCCAUGACUUUUAUCGGUCGUCUCAACAAUCAAGAUCAUUCCCGAGGUUUCUAUCGUUUGAGGUACAUGGAAGCUGGUCGACCGAGCAUGAUGGCGUUGACACAAAUGGAGCCAAUCGACGCUCGGAAAGUCUUCCCAUGUUUUGAUGAGCCUGAUUUGAAAGCUGAUUUUAGCGUCAUUGUGGGUCGACCCGGUCACAUGAUUUCUGUUAGCAAUAUGCCUCUGUACAGAACUUUACCUAUGUAUGGAGAAGGAUUUCCUGGUUAUGAAUGGGACGUUUUCCAUCGUUCAUAUGCCAUGUCAACGUACCUAGUCUCUGUGGCUAUAUUGGACAGCGCUUCUUGGUUGAGUAUGUCAGACGGAAAUGUCAACUUGAGAUUGUGGGCUCGUCCGUCGCUUCUUAAUCAAACAAGGCAUUCUUUGAAGGUAGCUAGAAAACUGCUUGAUUUUUACCAAAACUAUUUGGCGCUGGAUUUCCCACUACCCAAACAGGACAUUAUCGCUGUCCCCAAUAUAGAAACUGCCAUGGAAAACUGGGGCCUCAUCAUUUCCGGCGAGCAGUUCCUCACACAGGAAGAGGGGGUUACGUCAGAAGCCAAGAAAGAAAUCAACACCUUGGUGAUGGCUCACGAAAUGGCUCACCAGUGGUUUGGAAACCUAGUCACGUUGAACUGGUGGACAGACAUCUGGUUGAACGAAGGAUUAGCUACUUAUCUUUCCUACGUUGCUGUAGACCAGGUUUAUCCCGAUUACAAAAUGAUCGAAAAAUUCGUUCUCAGUGAGAUGCAAAAAGUGAUGUUCGAUGACGCCUUAUUAACUUCCCAUCCCGUUUACCGAACGACUAAUCAGACAGAAGAAAUCACUUCAGUCUUUGAUGUCAUUUCGUACAAAAAAGGCGCUUCCAUAUUGAGGAUGUUGAACGAAAUGAUUGGUCACAAAACUUUCAAGCAAGGGCUAACACGCUAUUUAAAAACUCUAGAAUACCAUAACGCUGUACAGAAUGAUUUGUGGUCAGCGUUCACAAGACAGGCAGUCAUUAACAAGGUGAAACUGCCCUAUGAUAUAAAAACGAUUAUGGAGACCUGGACGCAUAACGUUGGCUAUCCAGUUGUGACGAUAGCUCGCAAUUAUUCUGCCCGUACGGCCACGGUAGCGCAAUCCCGUUUCCUUUUAUACCAAGACAAGAAUUCCUCCAUCAUAGACGAUGGUGAAGAAAAUCUUUGGAUCAUUCCAUUAACUUUUACCACAGCACCCUCUGCGAACCAGGAGCCUCAACUGAGAUGGUUGCCUCAACUGUCGCAAGCAGAGAAAAUAGCGGAUUUCAACGUUCCCGCUGACCAAUGGGUUAUCUUCAAUGUGAAUCGUACAGGAUUUUUUCGAGUGAAUUACGAUGAGCGCAAUUGGAAUUUAAUCUGGGCUCAGCUACUUCAUGAUCCACGACAGAUUCCCACUAUAAGCAGAGCCCAAAUUAUAGAUGACGCGUUUCAUUUGGCUCGAGCUGGUCUCUUACCAUAUCAAAUGGCUUUUAAUUUGGCCAAUUAUUUGAAGAAGGAAACAGACUAUUUGCCAUGGAAAUCCGCUUUGGACGCCUUCAGUUACAUUAAUAUGAUGCUGGCUGGCUCGCCGACUACCCACGAAGCGUUUAAGCAAUUUGCAAUUGGGAUUCUGACGCCAAUGUACCAACAAAUGAAAGUUUUAGGCAGCAAUAACAAAGACCCCGUGGCUCGGCAACUUCUUUCAGAGGCCACUAAAUGGGCCUGCCAAUGGGAUCAGACAGAUUGCGUCGAAUACGCGCUUUCCGCUUAUCGAGACUGGAUGGCCCAAUUAAACGGCUCUGCAGUUAUAGUGCCAGCUGAUCUGAAACGCGUCGUUACCUGCACAGCGAUACGUCACCUGAACUUGUCCGAAUGGCAGUUUGCUUGGAAAAAAUUCCAGGAAUCCAACAUUCACUCGGAAAAGGAAGAUCUGCUUGCGGGAAUGACUUGUACCACCAACACAUCUCUUUUAUCCACCAUGUUGCAAUGGACGCUGGGGAACUCUUCCCACCGGUUGGACAGCAUUCACUUCCUCGAUGUCAUUAAGAAUAUUGCAUCGGAAACGUUAAAGGGCAGAGAUUUUGCCUUUGAAUUCCUAGCUUCUCACUGGGAUUUGCUAAAAUUCAGAUACAAUGAUCGACCAGACUCGGCACUAGAAAUGGUCGCUUCAUCAUUCAACACUUUGUCUGAUUUGGAAAAGAUGGAUGCUUUCAACAGUAAUCAUGGGGAGGGCGAUCUGAUUUCGUACCUUUAUAGUGUAACCGAGGCCAACAUUCAGUGGAUGUCGAAACAUUAUCAAGCCAUUGACGAAUGGCUUCACCAGUUGCUAGUUUAAAUUAAAGCUUACAUUAAAUUAUUAUAAAGUGUUAUGUUUAUAAGGAAC
Molecule: messenger RNA, 3332 nt
Organism: Daphnia carinata
Lineage: Eukaryota; Metazoa; Arthropoda; Branchiopoda; Diplostraca; Daphniidae
Product: aminopeptidase N-like
Exons: 13
Coding region: 390-3284 (964 amino acids)
Biological process (GO): peptide catabolic process; proteolysis
Cellular component (GO): cytoplasm
Molecular function (GO): metalloaminopeptidase activity; zinc ion binding; peptide binding
Source: RefSeq, a predicted model, not a curated record